AUGUCCUCACGAGGCCGCGGACGCGGCGGCGGAGGUCGCAACAACAGAGAACCGCCUUCUCGCUCCGUCCAGAUAUCAAAAAAGCUCUCCUGGCUCCUUCGCCACGGCGCUGAAUCAGAAAACCUCCCACUGGGACCAGGCGGCUUCGCAAAUCUCGCAGAUGUCCUCAACAAUCGCAAGCUGAAAGCCUUGCAGAUCACCUUCGACGAAGUACGGCAAGUGGUGGACGAAAAUGAGAAGCAGCGGUUCACUAUGGUUCCUGUCUCUAACUCUGCGGACGAAGUCGAUGGCCAAGCACCAGAGAAGGCGCAAACAAGCGAUGGCCCUGAUGGAGUGAAGCAAACGCCCCUUGCCUCCACAGAUCCAAAGGACUACAAAAUCCGCGCCAACCAAGGCCACAGCCUCAAAGUUGAAGCCGAAGGCCUCCUGACAUCCAUCUCGCUCGACUCCAUUCCCGAAACGGCAGUCCAUGGCACUACUCACGCCGCUUGGCCUCAAAUACUCGCCUCAGGUGGCUUGAAACCGAUGGGUCGUACUCACGUCCACUUCGCCACCGGUCUACCAGCUAGAUUCACGACCCUCCCUGCUUCUGAUGCCGUCGAUGGAGUGGAAGCCGAUACGCAAGCCCCGGUGAUAUCUGGCAUGCGCAACUCCUCCACGAUCCUUGUAUUUGUGGACGUGAAGAAGGCGAUGGAUGCAGGGUUAAAGUUUUGGACGAGUGAGAAUGGUGUUGUGUUGAGUGAGGGGGAUGAGGAAGGGAUGGUGGGCGUGCAGUUUUUCAAACGGGUGGAGGACCGCACCGGGGAGGGUGUGUUGAUCGAGGAAGGAAAGGUUGUCAAGGAGGCGCCCUCGCAUUGGGGUCAGAAGGGAGGAGGCGGGGGGAGAGGAAGGGGACGAGGUAGAGGGAAGGCGUGA
Saxophila tyrrhenica is the source of this 915-nucleotide messenger RNA. RefSeq names its product tRNA 2'-phosphotransferase (gene TPT1). Bases 1 to 915 code for a protein of 304 amino acids. NCBI's taxonomy places the organism in Eukaryota, Fungi, Ascomycota, Dothideomycetes, Mycosphaerellales, Extremaceae. Gene Ontology annotation, molecular function: tRNA 2'-phosphotransferase activity. The transcript has a single exon. The record is from RefSeq and is a predicted model, not a curated record. Gene Ontology annotation, biological process: tRNA splicing, via endonucleolytic cleavage and ligation.